CUCCCCGCUCCUCGCCACACACACCGAGAGGAUGAGGUUCGCUGUGGGUGCCCUGCUGGCUUGUGCCGCCCUGGGACUGUGUCUGGCUGUCCCUGACAAAACGGUCAAAUGGUGCGCAGUGUCUGAGCAUGAGAACACCAAGUGUAUCAGUUUCCGUGACCACAUGAAAACCGUCCUUCCAGCUGAUGGCCCCCGGCUUGCCUGUGUGAAGAAAACCUCCUAUCAAGAUUGCAUCAAGGCCAUUUCUGGAGGUGAAGCUGAUGCCAUUACCUUGGAUGGGGGUUGGGUGUACGAUGCAGGCCUGACUCCCAACAACCUGAAGCCUGUGGCAGCAGAGUUUUAUGGAUCACUUGAACAUCCACAGACCCACUACUUGGCUGUGGCCGUGGUGAAGAAGGGAACAGACUUCCAGCUGAACCAGCUCCAGGGCAAGAAGUCCUGCCACACUGGCCUGGGCAGGUCUGCAGGCUGGAUUAUCCCCAUUGGCUUACUUUUCUGUAACUUGCCAGAGCCCCGCAAGCCUCUUGAGAAAGCUGUGGCCAGUUUCUUCUCGGGCAGUUGUGUCCCCUGUGCAGAUCCAGUGGCCUUCCCCCAGCUGUGUCAACUGUGUCCAGGCUGUGGCUGCUCCCCGACUCAACCGUUCUUUGGCUACGUAGGCGCCUUCAAGUGUCUGAGAGAUGGAGGUGGAGAUGUGGCCUUUGUCAAGCAUACAACCAUAUUUGAGGUCUUGCCACAGAAGGCUGACAGGGAUCAAUAUGAGCUGCUCUGCCUUGACAAUACCCGCAAGCCAGUGGAUCAGUAUGAGGACUGCUACCUAGCCCGGAUCCCUUCUCAUGCUGUUGUGGCUCGAAAUGGAGAUGGCAAAGAGGACUUGAUCUGGGAGAUCCUCAAAGUGGCUCAGGAACACUUUGGCAAAGGCAAAUCAAAAGACUUCCAACUGUUCGGCUCUCCUCUUGGGAAAGACCUGCUGUUUAAGGAUUCUGCCUUUGGGCUGUUACGGGUGCCCCCAAGGAUGGACUACAGGCUGUACCUCGGCCACAGCUAUGUCACUGCCAUUCGAAAUCAGCGGGAAGGCGUGUGCCCGGAGGGCUCCAUCGACAGCGCGCCAGUGAAAUGGUGUGCACUGAGUCACCAAGAGAGAGCCAAGUGUGAUGAGUGGAGCGUCAGCAGCAAUGGGCAGAUAGAGUGUGAGUCAGCAGAGAGCACUGAGGACUGCAUUGACAAGAUUGUGAAUGGAGAAGCAGAUGCCAUGAGCUUGGAUGGAGGUCAUGCCUACAUAGCAGGCCAGUGUGGACUAGUGCCCGUCAUGGCAGAGAACUAUGAUAUCUCUUCGUGUACAAACCCACAAUCAGAUGUCUUUCCUAAAGGGUAUUAUGCCGUGGCUGUGGUGAAGGCAUCAGACUCCAGCAUCAACUGGAACAACCUGAAAGGCAAGAAGUCCUGCCAUACUGGAGUAGACAGAACCGCCGGCUGGAACAUCCCUAUGGGCCUGCUGUUCAGCAGGAUCAACCACUGCAAGUUCGAUGAAUUUUUCAGUCAAGGCUGUGCUCCUGGCUAUAAGAAGAAUUCCACCCUCUGUGACCUGUGUAUUGGCCCAGCAAAAUGUGCUCCGAACAACAGAGAGGGAUAUAAUGGUUAUACAGGGGCUUUCCAGUGCCUCGUUGAGAAGGGAGACGUAGCCUUUGUGAAGCACCAGACUGUCCUGGAAAACACGAACGGAAAGAACACUGCUGCAUGGGCUAAGGAUCUGAAGCAGGAAGACUUCCAGCUGCUGUGCCCUGAUGGUACCAAGAAGCCUGUAACCGAGUUCGCCACCUGCCACCUGGCCCAAGCUCCAAACCAUGUUGUGGUCUCACGAAAAGAGAAGGCAGCCCGGGUUAGCACUGUGCUGACUGCCCAGAAGGAUUUAUUUUGGAAAGGUGACAAGGACUGCACUGGCAAUUUCUGUUUGUUCCGGUCUUCCACCAAGGACCUUCUGUUCAGAGAUGACACCAAGUGUUUGACUAAACUUCCAGAAGGUACCACAUAUGAAGAGUACUUAGGAGCAGAGUACUUGCAAGCUGUUGGAAACAUAAGGAAGUGUUCAACCUCACGACUCCUAGAAGCCUGCACUUUCCACAAAAGUUAAAAUCCAAGAGGUGGGUGCCACUGUGGUGGAGGAGGAUGCCCCCGUGAUCCAUGGGCUUCUCCUGGCCUCCAUGCCCUGAGCGGCUGGGGCUAACUGUGUCCGUCUUCACUGCUGUGUGUUACCACAUACACAGAGCACAAAAUAAAAAAUGACUGUUGACUUUA
This is a messenger RNA of Rattus norvegicus (Norway rat), 2292 nucleotides long. It is a transcript of the gene Tf, whose product is annotated as transferrin. The record is from RefSeq and is marked provisional. Gene Ontology annotation, cellular component: extracellular region. Bases 32 to 2128 code for a protein of 698 amino acids. NCBI's taxonomy places the organism in Eukaryota, Metazoa, Chordata, Mammalia, Rodentia, Muridae. The transcript is spliced from 17 exons. Gene Ontology annotation, molecular function: ferric iron binding. Gene Ontology annotation, biological process: iron ion transport; intracellular iron ion homeostasis.